UUUAGGCAAAGCAGCAUUCCCUGACCCCAAGGGCAUCUAGAGCCAAGUGAUUCCUGUUGGAUUUGCUGCUGCCUGAACACCAAGACCUUCAUCAGCCCUGUGAAGACGUGGGAGUGGUGGAUCAGCCAUGAAGAUCCUGUACCUGCUCUUCCCCUUGCUCCUCCUGCUGGUCCAGGGUGCUGCAGGAGAUUCAGCUGAAUGCAGACGACGAGGGGGAUUCUGCACUUUUGGGGGUUGCCGCUACCCUACAACACCAAUUGCACGAUGCUCAAGAAUCAGUGUGUGCUGCAAAAGCCCUGUGAAGACGUGGGAGUGGUGGAUCAGCCAUGAAGAUCCUGUACCUGCUCUUCCCCUUGCUCCUCCUGCUGGUCCAGGGUGCUGCAGGAAGUGUACAUCUGUGUAGACAUCAAAGGGGAAUCUGUGUUUUUGGGAGAUGCCC
Molecule: messenger RNA, 439 nt
Organism: Chiroxiphia lanceolata (lance-tailed manakin)
Lineage: Eukaryota; Metazoa; Chordata; Aves; Passeriformes; Pipridae
Product: gallinacin-3-like
Exons: 5
Coding region: 128-403 (91 amino acids)
Biological process (GO): defense response
Cellular component (GO): extracellular region
Source: RefSeq, a predicted model, not a curated record